This is a messenger RNA of Pelobates cultripes (western spadefoot toad), 519 nucleotides long. The record is from the annotation of a GenBank genome assembly. NCBI's taxonomy places the organism in Eukaryota, Metazoa, Chordata, Amphibia, Anura, Pelobatidae.
ACAGAGGGGCCAAGGACCAAGCCCGGCGAUUCUCUCGAGCACUCCAGUGGUCAAAGCAAAAUUCGGCCUAGCAGGCGCUUCGAAGGGGAGAGGCAGCCGCUCUCCCGGACAGGCGCAGGCAUGGCCCCAAGCAUGAAAGUGACGCCCUGCUACCCCCGUUUUGGACUGGUGGGGGUGAUCUCAGUCUCCACUCUGACGGCUGCCAAUACCCAGCAGGUCAACGUGGUAUCGCACUACACGCUGAAGAAACAGCCAGAGAGGUCUGUAAAAUGGCAGACGCCACAAGACACCUGGAGCCGCAUGAAGAGACAUCCACUCUUCACCACCGCCUGGACGCCCUCUUCGCUGCUUUCUGGGAAAAGCUGGAGAGGAAGCGGACCCUGCCUAAUCCACAGCCCGGUGAGACUCCCACUAAUCUUACUAGAGGCACCCCACAUCAUCAGGCUACCUCCAUCAAGGUCCCGGCGAGAUGAAGAAGGCAGAAGCCGCAUCGACGACGCAUCAGGAAAGCAGCCGUGA